This is a messenger RNA of Metarhizium brunneum ARSEF 3297, 1821 nucleotides long. RefSeq names its product Cell division control protein 18 (gene cdc18). Gene Ontology annotation, cellular component: nucleus. The record is from RefSeq and is a predicted model, not a curated record. NCBI's taxonomy places the organism in Eukaryota, Fungi, Ascomycota, Sordariomycetes, Hypocreales, Clavicipitaceae. Gene Ontology annotation, molecular function: ATP hydrolysis activity; DNA replication origin binding. Gene Ontology annotation, biological process: mitotic DNA replication checkpoint signaling; DNA replication initiation; cell division.
AUGCCUCGCUCUGCUUUGGGAAAGAGGGAUCGCAACGAUGGGGAUUCUGUCGUUGUUGCAACUCCCACCAAGAGACUCAGACACCACGACGCAUAUGCCCUCUACAAGGAUGAUGAGGAGAACCAGGACCCUCAAAGCACUCCCGAUGUCCACGACACCAUCAAGAUCGAGGUGGAAGUGGUCGAGGAUGCUCCUCGGAAGAGACAAAGAUCUGAAUCCAUCAAAAAGAACCCAGUCACGCCAUCGACUCCACGACAUCGAGAUGUGCUGUCAGCCUAUCCUACCACUCCUCGACAUGCGGUCAUGUCGGCGGGAAAACUUUUUAAACGUCUGACUCCAAACUCGCCUCUGUCCCCGUCCACCAUCCAGACCAUCUACCACUCUGCACGGCAACUCUUUAGCCGUGGGGCAGAACCAGGACAGCUCAUCGGAAGAGAAUCUGAGCGGAUGGAGUUAAUCAAGUUCCUCAACCGCUGCAGCUCGUCAACACCAAGCGGCUGUCUCUACGUUAGCGGUGCACCCGGAACCGGCAAGAGCGCUAUGAUCACAGAAAUGACUCGGGGCUUCUCCGACAAGGACGGUAUCAAGAGUGUAUACAUCAACUGCAUGAGCAUCAAGUCCUCCAAAGACCUGUACACCACCUUGCUCAACGAGCUCGGAGAAGACACCAACAUCUCAUCAGAGACUGAAGCUAUUUCAGCACUCCAGCUGGCAUUUUGCCCCAAAACAAAGUCAUCCUCAGUUUACCUAAUCACCCUGGACGAAAUCGAUCACAUCAUGACCAUGGGCCUUGAGAGCCUUUACCGGGUAUUUGAGUGGUCUCUUCAAAAAUCAUCCCGUCUGACCCUGAUCGGCAUCGCAAACGCUCUGGAUUUGACCGAUCGCUUCCUGCCACGACUGAAGUCGAAGAAUUUGAAGCCAGAUCUACUGCCGUUCCUGCCAUACACGGCCGCCCAGGUUAAGAAUAUCAUCACCACAAGGCUCAAGUCUCUCAUGCCUGAGGGUGGCAAGGACGGUUACGUUCCCUUUAUUCACCCAGCCGCCAUUGAGCUGUGCUCUCGAAAAGUCGCCAGCCAGACUGGAGAUCUUCGAAAGGCCUUUGAGAUAUGUCGCCGUGCACUGGACUUGAUCGAAACCGAGACCAGAUCGAAACAUGAGGAAGAGGCUCGAGAGAAGCUACUGCAGAUGACACCGUCCAAGCGGCCCUUGAGCGAAAAUGUGAAUGGGGCUGCGGGAGUUGGAUCGGCGGCGAGGAGCGUUCUGCAAAUUAUGGCCAGCUCUCUCAAGAGCUUGUCGGCAGAGACUGCGCCUCGGGCGUCGAUAGGACAUCUCAACAAGGUCACCGCUGCAGCCUUUAGCAACGGCACAACUCAACGGCUCAAGACACUGAAUCUCCAACAAAAGGUUGCUCUCUGUGCUCUGACAGCGUACGAAAAUAGGAGUCGAGCGUUGAUGAGGGCGUCCAACACGCCUGCCACCCCGUCCAAGUCUCAGUCAUCGGCGCCGACAAUCAAGAUUCUCUUUGACACAUAUUGUCAGUUGUGCACCCGAGACUCCUUGCUGCACCCACUGUCAAGUUCAGAAUUCCGAGAGGUUGUUGGCAGCUUGGAGACGUUGGGCCUCGUUGCUGCUGUGGAUGGCAAGAAUGGCAGCUUCAACAUGGCACAGACACCUAGCAAGCGUGGGCGGAAGUCGACUGUUGGCAGUGAAGGCGAGAAGCGUAUCGCUAGCUGCGUAGGAGAGAAAGAAAUCCAGUCGGUGGCCGAUGGACCAGCCGCUGGCAUCUUGAGGAGUAUUUUGUCAGGUGAGGCAUUGGACUGA